UGCACCAUCAUUAAACUCUGCUCCUUAAAAUGCAUGGAGCUUUAUCUGUUACCUUCAGCUCUAUCCAAGGGCUCUAAAACCUACAGAGGAUGUGAGCACUAGUUCAACUGCUGCCCAUAGGCAUCCUUCAGAUUGGCUACAGAUGAAGACUGCUGGCUCCAAGGAUGUAGGCUGCUAUUGGAGCCUUUAGGCAAAGGCUGUGUGAAGCACAGCUCCUGGGAACCACCAGCCCAUAGCCAGGAGAGCAGCUUGGAGAGCAAACACUGUGGAAGUGGUUUUCCGACAUGAAGCUGGCAGCAGAUCUUCUCUGUUUGCUCCUGUGCUUCACUGCAGUGGGUUGUGACCGGGUCUAUGUCCACCCCUUCUAUCUGAAUGCUUUCAAUGAGAGUGCCUGUGAGGAACUGGAACGCUUGACCCAGGAAGGAAAGAAAACAUUUGUGCCUGCCUCCAUUGAAUCCCAAACCACACCUGCCUAUGAAGAGGAUGUGAAGGAUGAAGUCAGGCUGGAUUCCCCUAGCUUAAGUGUCCAUGGAGGGCAGAAACUGAUCUACCUGAAGGACUUUGUGCAUGUCCUUGGCAUGCGAUUUUACAGUUCGCAGAGGGAAGCACGGCAGGGCCAAAAUGUCCUCUUGUCCCCUACCAGUCUCUAUGGCUCCUUGGUGUCUUUCUACUUGGGUGCAUCCAACCAGACAGCUGCUGAUUUGCAGGGUUUGCUGGGAUUUGUUCCCCCCUCUAGAGACUUCAAUUGCACCUCCAGGGUGGAUGGGCACAAGCUCCUUGCAAGCCUGAGGACUAUCGAAAACCUUGUCAAAACCCAGGAUGAGGAUCUGCUCUUUUCCAAGAUGUUCUGCCUCUUCUCUGCCCCUGGCAUACCCUUAUCCCAACAGUUUGUGCGUAGCUUGCUCCCCUCUGCUGAUGCUUUUUACACGCGAGCUGUGGACUUUACAAACCCAAGUGAGGCAACAAAACAAAUAAAUGCCUUUGUGGAGGCCAAAAGCAAAGGCCAAAGCAAGCGCAUACUGACAGACCUCGACCCAGCUACUGACUUAGUGUUCACAGUGGAUGUUCAUCUGGCAGUGAAUGAUAAGAAAGCCUUGCGGCUGAAAGAACCUCAGGAGUUCUGGGUUGAUUCGAACAGGGCAGUCUCAGUCCCCAUGCUGUCAGUAACUGGGAUGUUCAAGUACAUGACUGACACCAGUGAGACCUUUUCUGCAAUUGAAGUCCCUGUUGGCAAGAACGUUCUGCUGGUGUUGCUGCAGCCCAUCAAUGGCAAUGACCUGGACAAAGUAGAGGCCAAGCUUCCCUUGCAGCCAUCAGCCUGGCUUGAAAAUCUGUCCCCAAGAAAAAUGAAAUUAACUUUGCCUGAGUUAAGAAUAGAAGACAGCUGUGAUCUACAAGAAUUUCUUGCAGAUAUGAAAUUGCCUGCACUGCUGGGGAAGGAGGCAGAUCUCAGUAAAAUAAGCGACACUCACCUCACUGUCGGAAAGAUAAUGAAUAAAGCCUUUUUCAAACUGAGCAGCGAUGGAACACAUCAGCCAGAAGACACCACAGCACAGGAAAAAGAUUCAGUGCCACAGGAAGUAAUGCUGAACAAGCCAUUUCUUUUAGCAGUUUUUGAAGCAAAGUCGAGGGCAAUGCUUUUCCUUGGUAGAGUAACAAACCCACUGCAGGAGGUUUAAAUGCAAGCACCAAGGAAGAGAGGAGAAGAAAAAGGAUGCACGUUUCCCAUCACCUUUUUGUACUCAUAAGCUGUUUUUAUGAUCGUGUUGAGUGCUGUACAUUACUUGGAGAUCAAGGGGAAAUACAGCUUCAAUACAGUUUGAAAUACAGCUUUUUAAAAGCUAAAGAAUUACAACAUCCCAUCUUCAUCCAUUUCAUGCAAACCGCCCAGUUCCCUUCUUUCCUUCUCCCCAUCUUGUCUUCCUUCUGCCCCACCAUUUUUCAAGGCAAUGGGGAUAAAACAGUAAUCAGCAAGUCAGCUUACAAUGUUAUAAGUGCAAGUGCAAUUUACUACAGAAAGGUAGGAAAAAGGAUUUCAUCAUUCCUUGAGAAGUCACCUUUUAGUUUGAUCAGUUUUGCAAGACACCUCUCCAAUUUUUCAAAUUAUCCACAGAGACUUCUAGCUUGAUCAGCAGUAUUUGCCUUCAAAAUGCUGCUAACAGCAUGGGAAGGCUUUACUUGUUCCACUGAGACAAGAUUUUGCCUUGGAAGCAAAAACACAUUUAUAGGAAGUUUCUUCUUUCUGCAGUCUAGAUGGACACGUUUAUUUCUUUACUCCAUGGAAAAACUAAAAAUAGGGCUGGUAGCAUUAAUGAACUGCUGCAGCUGAAUUCUCAUAGCCUGACAGCAGUUUCUCUGAUUAUUUAGAAAAAAAGAAAAGAGACCUACUUACUAUUCCAAUACAAUUUAAUUAUUUAGAAUAUUUACUGAUCUGAGAGGCAUUUAUUACAGUCUUAUGGUGAAAAAAAGAACAUUAGUGGUAAGCCUUAACACAUCCAAACCAUAUUUUCUGGGAGGGGGGGAAGGGAGGGGGAAGGAACAUUAUAGUAUUAGUGGCAGUAAUCUAUACUAAUGUCUAUACUAAUGGUGGGUGUGCUGCUACAUAUGAAUAAAAUGGUUUUAGAAGUCCAAAUUUUAGCAGUCACAGAAGUUGGAAACAUUAAACUGGAACAACAGAUUAUUAGACUUGAAUCCUGAAUGAGAAAGAGAGAAACUGGGAGCGAAAUCUUGGUACUGCAAAAGCCUGCAAGAGCUUUUCCCUUUGAUUUCAUUGGCACACAGACUUCCACCUCACAUUUUUAGAUUUGCCUUUGGACCUGAUGGCAUUCAGAGAGUAACUAACUGCAAACCCUUUUGCAGUACGAUACCAGAUGUAUUCUGCAGAGAGCAGUAUCUUACUGUCAUCCACAAUGGUACAAAUUUCUAUCUAUCUUACCCAAAACCACUCAUGUCAGCAGCUAGCUAUCGGUGCUACAGAUAAACAGUGGAUUCUUCUAUUUAAUAAAAAAAGACUAUUAAUAACACAACUCACUCUUGUGACUACUAGGAUUUCAAAUGCUAUAAUAUCCAUGCAUUUAUCUAAUUUUUCUGUAUGUAUUCCAGAUGCUUUAACAUAUAAAUACUGUGCUUGCAUUAUAUACAGCAGCAAUUAACUAUGAAUUUGAAGAACAGGAAAGCUGCAAAUAAAACCAACUUCUAAUUGCUUUGCCACAGUUCAGUUGGGUUUAUGCCUAUAACAACUAGAUCUCUUGUUCCAACUUUAGAAAUUUGCUCUAAAUCAGAUUUAUGUUUUGUAAGACAGUAAGUUGCAAAUUACAGCCAAUGAUAUAGCUGUAAGCAUGAAACAGCUUCCAAAUAUUCAUAAGGGCUCUAUUAAGUUAUUCCACUUAUUCACUGAAGCCAGAAGGUACAAUCAACCACAAAUAAAAUUGCAGACCACAAAAGUUUCCAUUUUUACCAUGAAAACAGAGUGUAACGUAAGGGAGCUCCUGCCAAUGCUGCCAUUAAGGUCUGGGACAAAACACCAUUAUUUGUAGCUGGGGACUACAAAAUACUGAAGGACUCCAUGUACUGCUCAGUAUUACAGAGAAGAGAAACAAGGAAAAUACUGGCAGUGGAAAGCACCUGUCCAUUGACACCCUGAGGAUGAAAAAGAAGGAAGAGUAUAUAUGCAUUCAGCUGGAUGCCUAAGUAUGAGAGUCCAAAUGGAUUCAUCCCAGGGAACUCACAGCUGGCUCAUGUUAUAGGAAGACCUAUUUCUCAAUGGUU
Phasianus colchicus (ring-necked pheasant) is the source of this 3768-nucleotide messenger RNA. RefSeq names its product angiotensinogen (gene AGT). Gene Ontology annotation, biological process: regulation of apoptotic process; regulation of systemic arterial blood pressure by renin-angiotensin. The record is from RefSeq and is a predicted model, not a curated record. Gene Ontology annotation, molecular function: serine-type endopeptidase inhibitor activity. NCBI's taxonomy places the organism in Eukaryota, Metazoa, Chordata, Aves, Galliformes, Phasianidae.